UCCAAUUACCACACAGCACUGACGAUCACGCCUUAUCACGCAUAAGAUUCGCGGCCGCCGCUGAUAGAUAGGCUUCGGGGCACCCUUGGUUCGUGUAGAUUCGCUAGUGCCACGGCAGUGAUUUAAUCUAGUGGUUUACGCAGAAAUCGGCCAGUCCAGUAGUGAUAGUCCCAGUGAACGGUAGUAGAGUUUUCGCUUCAACCAUGUACUCGCAAACGGCGGCAGAUGAGGUCGGUGGAGACGGCGGUGCGAACAAUGUGCGUGUCGUUGAUUUUCGCUCGGACACACUGUCCGUGCCCACGCCGAGCAUGCGCCAGGCAAUCUUCGAAGCGGUCGUAGGAGACGACGUGUACGGUGAAGAUCCGACCGUACGAAAGCUGGAGCAACGGUCGGCCGCGCUAUUCGGCAAGGAGGCUGCCCUAUUCGUGCCCUCCGGUACCAUGGCCAAUCUGCUGGCAAUUAUGGUCCACUGUUCACGGCGUGGCACGGAAGCCGUCGUCGGUGAUAUGGCGCACGGGUUUCUCUAUGAACAGGGAGGCGCGGCACAGAUCGCGGGCGUGCUGUUGAGCACGAUUCGUAACAAUCCGGACGGUACGUUCUGUUUGAAUGAGCUAUCGAAAAAGUUCCGUGGCUUCGAUGUCCACGAACCCGACACCGUACUCGUGAUGGUCGAAAAUACCCACAAUAUGUGUGGGGGUAAGGUUUUGCCACUGGAUUGGCUAGAGAACCUGUACAAGAUGUGCACGGAGAAGGGAGCCAAGGUGCACAUGGAUGGGGCCCGCGUGUUCAACGCAGCCGCGCAUUUGAAUCUACCGGUUUCACGCAUCGUCCGGGACGUCGAUUCCGUGUGCUUUUGCCUAAGUAAAGGGCUAGCGUGUCCCGUCGGUUCCGUGCUCGUUGGUUCGGCUGAAUUCAUCAAAGAGGCUCACCGUUUGCGAAAAGCUCUUGGAGGCGGAAUGAGGCAGGUAGGAUUUCUGGCUGCGGCCGGGCUCUGCGCACUGGACGAGAUCGUACCGAAGUUGAAGGAUGAUCACGCCAGAACAAGACGGGUGGCGGAAGCGAUCGAUCAGCUGGCCAGCCCGAUCUUCAAGGUAGAUCUCGAGAAUCUGCACUCCAACAUCCUCAUGGUGCAGAUCCUUAGCAAAACGGUACACUCGAGCGAUCUGGCACAUCGGUUGGCCACCGUGUAUCCGGGUGAAGCGGAAGCAGGAGUGGUCGAUUCGCAAGGUAAGAGUAUCGUCCUGAAGCUAAGUGCCCGGGAUUGGUCAUUCGCGCGCAUCGUCAUCUAUACUAAUAUUACGGAUGAGGAUGUUGAGCUGGCUAUCAAAAAGAUCCGGUACGUUUUCCGAGAAUAUGAAAACGAUUUGUAAAACGCUGAUGAAGCACGGAUGGAAAAGACGCAUCUCUUUGUUAAAAGAUAAUAAAGAAACAUUGCACUGGCCGCGUGUGGAUUAGAACACUCUUUCGCACAAUUUCUUUUUCACGAAACACAAGAAAUGAACACAAAAUCCUUUGAAAAUCGUUAAAAUUAUCAACCACGCUCGGAGCCUCAAAAAACCCAACUCAA
Molecule: messenger RNA, 1567 nt
Organism: Anopheles darlingi
Lineage: Eukaryota; Metazoa; Arthropoda; Insecta; Diptera; Culicidae
Exons: 4
Coding region: 204-1370 (388 amino acids)
Biological process (GO): glycine biosynthetic process; L-threonine catabolic process
Cellular component (GO): cytosol
Molecular function (GO): L-allo-threonine aldolase activity
Source: RefSeq, a predicted model, not a curated record